Molecule: messenger RNA, 543 nt
Organism: Octopus sinensis (East Asian common octopus)
Lineage: Eukaryota; Metazoa; Mollusca; Cephalopoda; Octopoda; Octopodidae
Product: zinc finger protein 98-like
Exons: 5
Coding region: 1-543 (180 amino acids)
Biological process (GO): regulation of transcription by RNA polymerase II
Molecular function (GO): RNA polymerase II cis-regulatory region sequence-specific DNA binding; DNA-binding transcription factor activity, RNA polymerase II-specific
Source: RefSeq, a predicted model, not a curated record
AUGCCUUAUCACUGUGAUAUAUGUGGUAAAUCAUUCUCUCAGAAUUGUAAUUUCACCACCCACAAACGUAUUCACACCGGAGAGAAACCGUAUCACUGUGGUAUAUGUGGCAAGUCAUUCUCUGUAACCAGUAACUUAAAUGCCCACAGAAGCAUUCACACAGGGGAGAAACCACGCAUCCAUACGGGAGAGAAACCAUAUCACUGUGAUAUCUGUGGUAAGUUAUUCACUCGAAGUGGUGACUUAAAUAAGCACAAACGCAUCCAUAUAGGAAAGGAACCAUAUCACUGUGAUCUGUGUCUUUACAAACUUUACAAGUUUUUACGCUUUGUAGGGAUUCCAAUCUACGGAAAUAUAGAAAAUGCUUUCCGUUUCUAUAAAAGACAAUCUCUUGGUUUGCUGUGUUCUCAACAUUACUUCCAUCACCUGAAAAGCAAUAGAAAUAGUUUGUCCACGUUUUACUGCCAUACAAUAGCACGGAUUAUGCAACAUGUCCAUCACAGUGACAAAGACAACCUAGCCAAAUAUCAGGAUGACCGAUGA